AUGAAUGACAAUGGUUGUAUACACUUAAACAAUUUUAAGGCUGCGAAGGGUACUAACCCUUACAAAAUCGUGCAUGCAUUUUUUGUGGCAUGCACAUCAUUCGAAGCAAGGAGAUACAAGGCAACAUCAUGCCUGUGCUUCACCUGUGGCAUGCCAGGCCCACGCAUGCAUUCCUGCCUGCAUUGCAUCUAUUUCGCCUGCUACGCUGGCCACAUUCAAGACCAUUCAAAAACAAAAAAACACUUCCUGUAUGUGGACCUUAGCUACGGAAACAUCUACUGCGCUCAGUGCCAAGAUUACAUAUAUGACCGAGAACUGACUGAAAUUGGUGUCACUCACAAGUUGAAGGAAGCUAAAUCUUUGGGCAUUAGCGUGCCGUUCAUGCCAUGGCUACCAAACCCUAACGAGGCCAUGGCCCUCCGGCGUCUGCGUAAGCGGAGACUAAUCAGCCCUCAUACUACAAUCGGUUUGCGAGGCCUUCAGAAUCUGGGCUCUACUUGCUUUAUGAACUGCAUAGUCCAGACAUUGAUCCACACACCCCUGUUACGUGACUAUUUUCUUGGAGAAAAGCAUAAAUGUAAAGCACAAGGUUCGGGCAAGUGCCUCGUCUGUGAGGUUUCCAAACUCUUUCAGGAGUUCUACUCUGGUGCAAAGACACCCCUCACUUUGCACCGCCUCUUGCAUCUGAUUUGGACUCAUGCACGUCAUCUAGCCGGGUAUGAACAGCAGGAUGCUCAUGAGUUUUUCAUAGCAACCCUCGACGUUCUGCAUAGACACUGCAUGAAUGGAGUAGAUGAAAACGGCGAGAAGAAGGAAAACGGUCGCUGCAACUGUAUCAUCGACCAAAUAUUUACGGGUGGUCUCCAGAGUGACGUAGUGUGCACAUCUUGCCACGGUGUAUCUACCACUAUUGAUCCGUUCUGGGAUAUCAGUCUCGACGUGGCUGGCCCGGGCUCGCUUGCAGCCUGUUUGGAACGUUUCACACGGGCCGAGCAUCUCGGAUCUGGAGCUAAGAUCAAGUGCUCAAACUGCCGUGCUUACCGCGAGUCCACCAAACAAUUGACCCUGGAAACAUUACCCAUAGUAGCAAGUUUCCACUUGAAGCGUUUUGAGCACUCUUCACAAAUUGAUAGGAAGAUCAAUGCUUUCGUAUCAUUCCCAGCUGAGCUGGAUAUGACCCCCUUCAUGUCGUCUCAUCGACGUGCAGUAGAUGUGGGCGCGGACAACAACAACGCUCCCGAGGGAGUGUGCGAGGACAACCGUUACUCCCUGUUCGCCGUGGUGAACCACGUGGGGUCGUUGGACGCCGGCCACUACACUGCUUACGUGCGCCAGAUGAAGGGAAGCUGGUUCAAGUGCGAUGACCACAUGAUCACUCGCGCCUCGUUGCGCGAAGUUUUGGAUAGCGAAGGGUACUUGCUUUUCUAUCACAAGACUGUUCUGGAGUAUGACUGUGAAAAUUCUUAG
This is a messenger RNA of Spodoptera littoralis (African cotton leafworm), 1467 nucleotides long. The record is from the annotation of a GenBank genome assembly. Lineage: Eukaryota; Metazoa; Arthropoda; Insecta; Lepidoptera; Noctuidae.